Molecule: messenger RNA, 948 nt
Organism: Gastrolobium bilobum
Lineage: Eukaryota; Viridiplantae; Streptophyta; Magnoliopsida; Fabales; Fabaceae
Product: chitinase 2-like
Exons: 1
Coding region: 1-948 (315 amino acids)
Biological process (GO): carbohydrate metabolic process
Molecular function (GO): hydrolase activity, hydrolyzing O-glycosyl compounds
Source: RefSeq, a predicted model, not a curated record
AUGGAACUUCCCAUUCCCAACCUUUGCUUUACCAUUUUCACCCUUAAAACUUUCUUCUUUUUCUUCUUCUUGCUCCUUACAUCAACCCAUGCUGGAGAAUCACCCUCAUCAAGCUCUAACAUAUUCAGAGAAUACAUUGGAGCUGAGUUCAACAAUGUCAAAUUUUCAGAUGUCCCUGUCAACCCAAAUGUCCAAUUCCACUUCAUUCUCUCCUUCGCUAUAGACUAUGACACAUCAUCAUCUUCCCCUUCUCCAACCAACGGAAAAUUUAACAUCUUUUGGGACACUCAAAACCUUAGCCCCUCCCAAGUUUCUUCCAUCAAGAGUAAGAAUUCAAAUGUUAAGGUGGCACUUAGUCUUGGAGGGGACAGUGUUGGAGGUGGCUCUGCUUACUUUGAUCCAUCUUCAAUUGAUUCAUGGGUUUCCAAUGCAGUUUCUUCACUCACAAACAUAAUCAAGGACUAUAAUUUGGAUGGAAUUGACAUUGACUAUGAGCAUUUCAAGUCAGACCCUGAUACCUUUGCUGAGUGUGUGGGGAAACUAAUCAAAACUCUCAAAACAAAUGGGGUCAUAACUUUUGCUUCUAUUGCUCCAUUUGAUGAUGAUCAAGUUCAGAGUCACUACAUGGCCUUGUGGAAGAGUUACGGGCACCUCAUAGAUUACGUUAACUUCCAGUUUUAUGCAUAUGACAAAGGCACAAGUGUGUCACAGUUUAUUGAUUACUUCAACAUACAAAGUUCAAAUUACAAUGGUGGGAAGGUCUUAGUGAGCUUCAUUAGUGAUGGGAGUGGUGGGUUGUCCCCAGAUAAUGGAUUCUUCACAGCCUGUCAUAGGCUCAAAAUUCAGAAAAAACUUCAUGGUAUUUUUGUGUGGUCUGCUGAUGAUUCCAAGGCAAAUGGUUUCCGCUAUGAGAAGCAAUCCCAAGCCCUUUUGGCUAUACCCCAGUAA